CCCCACUCCACUUCAUCCAUCACACCCACCACGCUUUUCAUUCUCUUCUCACUUCUCUCACUCAAACUCUCUCUCUCUCAAAACCAUGAAACAGUUGAUACGCAAGUUCUCCCGAGUCGCCGACUCACCCAAGUACACGCUCCUCCGAUCAGAGUCACGGCGGAGGAGGCGCGUCCCGGAAGGCCAUGUGCCGGUGUACGUCGGCGAUGAGAUGGAACGGUUCGUGGUGAGUGCGGACCUCCUCAACCACCCGGUCUUCAUCAACCUUCUCAACCGGUCCGCCCAGGAAUACGGUUACGAACAGAAAGGCGGCCUCCGAAUCCCCUGCCACGUCGUCGCCUUCCAACGAGUUCUUGAAGCGAUCCGACUCGGUCUUGACUCGGACAACCAGUUCAUUCAUGAGAUCCAUUUGUAACUUUUUGUUGUUUAAUUUCCCCUUCUUUUUGGAUUUGUGUAAAUACAUAUAUAUAAAGUUCAUAAUACUCUUUGCUA
Lotus japonicus is the source of this 492-nucleotide messenger RNA. RefSeq names its product auxin-responsive protein SAUR72-like. NCBI's taxonomy places the organism in Eukaryota, Viridiplantae, Streptophyta, Magnoliopsida, Fabales, Fabaceae. Bases 86 to 415 code for a protein of 109 amino acids. The transcript has a single exon. The record is from RefSeq and is a predicted model, not a curated record. Gene Ontology annotation, biological process: response to auxin.